Punctularia strigosozonata HHB-11173 SS5 is the source of this 1215-nucleotide messenger RNA. RefSeq names its product Nop domain-containing protein. Gene Ontology annotation, cellular component: box C/D methylation guide snoRNP complex; small-subunit processome. Lineage: Eukaryota; Fungi; Basidiomycota; Agaricomycetes; Corticiales; Punctulariaceae. The record is from RefSeq and is a predicted model, not a curated record. The coding region runs from base 1 to 1215 and encodes 404 amino acids. The transcript has 3 exons. Gene Ontology annotation, molecular function: snoRNA binding.
AUGGUCACCCACGUACUAUUCGAGAGCGCCUCCGGCUAUGCCAUUUUUGAAGCCAAGCUGCACGCCAGCAUCGAGUCCCGAACGAAGGACAUCCAGGAGUCCAUUGACGACCUUGCAAAAUUCGGCAAAAUGGUGUCGCUCAUCUCCUUUUCGCCGUUCAAGACGGCGGCGCAUGCGCUGGAGAACGCAAACGAUGUCUCUGAAGGCAUCGUCAACGACCACCUCAAGUCCCUCCUCGAGCUCACUCUCUCCAAGCCCUCCAAAAAGUCCAAGGUCGUGCUGGCCGUCUCCGACCCGGCUCUCGCAGCCUCUAUUAAGACCGAACUCGGCAUCUCCUGCGACGUUUCCGCCAAUGUCGCGCAGGAACUCAUCCGCGGUAUCCGCCUACACGCACCUAAACUGCUCACCGGAAUGGCCGCCGACGACCUCACCAAGGCCCAGCUCGGCCUGGGACACUCCUUCUCGCGCGCCAAACUGAAAUUCAACGUGAACCGGAUCGACAACAUGAUCAUUCAGGCGAUCGCCCUCCUCGACCAGCUCGACAAGGACGUCAACCUGUUCUCGAUGCGCAUCCGGGAGUGGUACGGCUACCACUUCCCGGAACUCGUCCGUAUCGUGCCCGACAACUACCAAUACGCCAAGGUCGCGCGCUUCAUCGGCAACAAGGAGGCGCUGAACGAGGACAAGCUGCCCGAGCUCGCCGAGCUCCUCGACGACGACGCGACACGCGCGCAGAACGUGCUCGACGCCGCGCGGGGCUCCAUGGGCGCGUCCCUGUCCGAGAUCGACAUGCUGAACGUUAUGGCGUUCGCCACCCGCGUCGUAUCCAUCGCCGAAUACCGCAAGUCGCUCGCCGCGUACCUUGCUGAGAAGAUGAACCUCGUCGCGCCUUCGCUCACCGCUCUCCUUGGCGAGCGCAUAGGCGCGCGUCUCAUCAGCCAUGCAGGCAGCUUGACUAACUUGAGCAAGUACCCUGCGAGCACCGUCCAAAUAUUGGGUGCGGAGAAGGCGUUGUUCAGGGCGCUGAAAACGAAGGGGAACACACCUAAGUACGGCUUGCUGUACCACUCAUCGUUCAUCGGUCGCGCCGGCCCGAAGCACAAGGGCCGUAUAUCACGGUUCCUUGCCAACAAGUGCUCUAUCGCCUCGAGGAUAGACUGCUACUCCGGUACGGACUCGCAGCAACCCUCGUGUCGAAUCCUCCCGUUCUCAUAA